This is a messenger RNA of Ooceraea biroi (clonal raider ant), 2713 nucleotides long. RefSeq lists its product as uncharacterized. The record is from RefSeq and is a predicted model, not a curated record. Lineage: Eukaryota; Metazoa; Arthropoda; Insecta; Hymenoptera; Formicidae.
AUGACAUGGCGGCGCGAGAUGCUCCCGAGAGCCAACCGGUGAAGAAACGUUAAACGCCAGACGAACGCGGGAGAGAGGACUGUUUGCCUUCUCCUCUUUCUCCCGGUCUUAUUUUUCUUUUUCCUCAGCUUUUUCUCCUUCGCUUCUCCUCGCGAGCGAACUGGUCCCGAACUGGUCACGCAACUUGCUCCAGGCUGACGUCACAGAUUCUACCUAGAAGAGUGGGAUUCCGAUCAGUCUCUCUCUCCGUUUCUGGUCUCGCGGCUAAGUUCUUCCUCUCGCCGAGUGCUCGACCUAGCUCUGUCUCGUUCCAGUCCGCACGAAUCGCGGACAACAGUGGGGAAUCCGCGUAUUCUGCUGCACACCAGGCUACACAAUGCAGUCGGCUUCGCCUUACGUGAUGAUGCCUUACGAUCUCUCUUUCCGUUUCGUUAUUUUUAAACGAUGACUGCUCGCGUCCUCGAUACGUCUGUCAGCGCAAAGACCAGCACGAAUUCCGAGGGUAUUUGUACUUGUUCUGUUCCUCUCGGCGGUCCUUGUUUUCCACCCCUCUGUCGGAUUCACUACCCUCGUUUCUCGGCAAAGUACUACAGCCGUCAGUCGCCGACGAAGACACUUCCAAUGUGAAUUUCUCGAAUCGUUACGAACAGUUCAGCCGUGCAAAUGGGAAGUUUAAUCGGACGGACAGAGACAUUUAAAGACCAGAACCAGCCGAUCCUCCGUCGAUCUUUGAAUCUGACACUUGGAUACCCUACAGGUGGAUUCUCCCUCUCGGAGCACUGCGCUCCAAGGUAAGAGCAAGAAUUUCGCUGAGAAUGUAAGGUACUCGGUAGAAAAUUGAAGUCGCAUCUCCCAUGAUAUCUACGGAGGAGGGAAGAAAAAUAUAUUCUCAUCGGACUGACUCGGUACUCGCGACUCCCAGGCGAAAAGACUCGUCGCCGAUUCGUUACAAAGGAAUCCCCGAGCUACUUGAACGUCUACGCGCCCCAUAAAAAUGUGCGCGGCACUUUAUAUCGAGCGAGACCGUUCCCACGACACCCCAUGCGCUUCGCUUAUGGGAAUAUUUUACAGGGGUGAAUUUGUACGUACGAGCGCGAACGCGCCUGUAUGUAUGUGUACGUGCGACACACACGCGCCCGCGUGCGAGUGUGAGUGCGUGAGCGCGUACACGUCUCGCGAGGCUGGUUCUAACGGCAAUCAACGUGCUUGCACUUUCAUUGGUAACGUACUGAUCUCGAUAGUACUGAUCCCGUUUUUGAUUCCAACGCAAUCAUCUGGUCAUCUGAUCGACCGUACCGGAAUUUGCAUUGUAAUCGCAGACUUGAAUGUAAAAAUUCAAUUUCAGUUCAUUUCUUUCGAUAAAUGAAUUAUUUGCCAUCUGGUUUCAGUGAAUAAGCGAUUUAUCGAUUGACGCAAGAAUAUUAAACAAACGCAAUUAUGAAAAUGGAUGAAAAAAGAGAAUAUCUUCAACACACUCUCAAUAUCCUUAGCGAAGAACCAUUAUCGUGGAAGUCGUAUCACGAGAUAUAGGAUAAAUAAAACAAAAACAAUGUUAAAAUUCACGAUAAUUGUUAUUCUAGCCUUUGCCAAUUUCCAGACAAAAAUAAAUGUAGCAUUGGCUUUAACAGAAGAAGAUCUGAAGGAUCAAUUAAUGGUCACGAUCAUAGAAGCAAAAAAUCGGGCAUUCGAGCUAGUACAGGGAAUUAGAGCAUUAGCAGCCAAUAAACCCGAGAAAUUCAUUGGAACUGUAGAUCAAAUGGUGCAAAAUUCCCUGAAUGAUAUGGAAACACUGAAAAAACAAUCUGGUACCGUAAACGAUGUUUCUUGCAACGAGAAGAGCAACAUAGAAGAUGCUGCUCUUAAAACUAUCUCACAAUAUCAGACUUGUAUAGAAAAAGUGAUCGAUAGUGCCGAUGCCGACCUGAGUUACUUAGCCUCUGAUGGAAACCUUCUAAUGAAAGAAAUACAAUACGCUAAGAGCAUCAACGAGGAACUGCGUAAGCAAGUUCUUGACAUCGAAGCAAGAUCUUACAAAUUUGGCAAAUACGUACAAAAAUUGGAAAAGUGUGAUACUCAAUCGAAUUUAGUACGACUAACACGACAAAUCUCCGAAGCUUUAGCUAGAUACAAGCAAUGCCUUCAGAAAUGAAAAUAAUUUAACGUUUUACCGAAAAAAUAUUUUGUCCAUUUGAAUCCAAUGCAAGUAUUUUCACUUUGAAAUUAUCACAUUUACAUUUCAAUGUUUUUAAAGAUAUUAAAAUUCAAUGAAAAUGUAAUAAUUAAUUAUUUUUUAGACUGUAUAAAUAAACAAUUAUAUGAAUAUAUAAAAUUGCUACAUAAAGCAAUAAUAGCAAGUAUUAAUGUUUUCCAACGUCAACGUUUUUUAAGAAUAUCUUUGUUUUUUUAUCGCAUGCAUGACUCUGUUAUCCAUUCACUAGUAUUUAUUCAUUGAAGGAAAUAAACUUUUCUUAAUGCAGGGACAGAUUUUUAGUAUUUAAAUUAUUGUAUUCAAUAUCGUAAAAUAAUACGAAAAUACGGGAUUCAUUUUCGCAACAAUUAGAUCAUGACGUGAAGAUGUAGCGUAAAAAAUAUUUUAAGUUAAUGAAAAUUUGUAACUCCGCAAAAUAAUAUCACAGAAUAAUAUGUCGCCACGAAAUAUUCUAUCAAUAUCAAUAUACCACAGAAAUAAACUAGAAUGUUCCUUUCUGUAAUA